Elephantulus edwardii (Cape elephant shrew) is the source of this 240-nucleotide messenger RNA. Its product is annotated as NEDD8-like. Gene Ontology annotation, molecular function: protein tag activity; ubiquitin protein ligase binding. The record is from RefSeq and is a predicted model, not a curated record. Lineage: Eukaryota; Metazoa; Chordata; Mammalia; Macroscelidea; Macroscelididae. Gene Ontology annotation, cellular component: nucleus; cytoplasm. Gene Ontology annotation, biological process: modification-dependent protein catabolic process; protein neddylation; regulation of proteolysis. The transcript has a single exon. Bases 1 to 240 code for a protein of 79 amino acids.
AUGGUCAUUAAAGUGAAGACCCUGACCACAAAGGAGAUAGAAACUGACACUGAACCCACAGACAAGGAGCAAAGCAAGGAGCGUGUGGAAGAAAAAGAGGAAAUCCUCCCACAGCAGCAACGACUCAUCUACAGUGGCAAACUGAUGAGUGAUAAGACAGCAGCUGAUUACAAGAUCCUAGGUGGUUCAGUCCUCUACCUUGUACUGGCUCUGAGAGGAGGAGGUGGCCUUAGGCAGUGA